This is a messenger RNA of Puntigrus tetrazona (Sumatra barb), 5070 nucleotides long. RefSeq names its product regulation of nuclear pre-mRNA domain containing 2b (gene rprd2b). Bases 136 to 3741 code for a protein of 1201 amino acids. NCBI's taxonomy places the organism in Eukaryota, Metazoa, Chordata, Actinopteri, Cypriniformes, Cyprinidae. Gene Ontology annotation, molecular function: RNA polymerase II C-terminal domain binding. The transcript has 10 exons. Gene Ontology annotation, biological process: mRNA 3'-end processing. Gene Ontology annotation, cellular component: RNA polymerase II, holoenzyme. The record is from RefSeq and is a predicted model, not a curated record.
CCUACGCGCUAUGCCGUGUCUUAGUGUGCUCGGUAGUGUACACUACGGCGGGCGGGCCGGUGUGGAGUCUCCCCGGGCGCGGUCGCCCCCUGCCGGUUAAAGGCGUCGCCGCGCCGCCGCCGGGACUGAGGGAAGAUGGCGGCCGGACCCGGAGCGGCCAGCGGCGGUCACAGCGGAGUCCGAGGCUCGGCGGCCGCGCUCGAGUCGUCGAUGGACCGCAGGUUCCAAGGAGUCACCAACACGAUGGAGUCCAUUCAGGGAUUAUCCUCGUGGUGCAUCGAGAACAAGAAACACCACGGCCUCGUCGUGCGCUGCUGGAUGAAGUGGCUGAAGAAAUCUGAUGCCAACCACAGGCUCAAUCUCUUCUACCUCGCUAAUGAUGUUAUUCAGAACUGCAAAAGGAAGAACGCUAUCGUUUACCGAACCACCUUCGCCGAGGUGCUGCCAGACGCCGCCCUGCUGGUCAAGGAUCCAAAAGUGUGUAAGUCCGUGGAGAGGAUCUUCAGUAUUUGGCAGGAGAGGAACGUUUAUCCUGAGGAGCUGAUCUCUGAGCUGAAGACCAGUCUGCAGAAGAAAGAGAAGGAGAAGGAGAAAGAGAAAGAAAAGGAAAAAGAAAAAGAGAAAGAGAAAGUGAAGGAGCAUCAGCCUUCUCCUGCCCCAGUUAACCCCAAAACUGCUUUAAAGUCUAAAAUUGUUGCAGAGUUUGUUCCGCAUGAUUUUGUAGAGCGUUUAAUGUCUUACAAGAACUCUCUGGAUGAGAGUGAUUUAAGAGAGAAGCAGUUAGCUGCUCUCAGAGUGGACGUCUGCAGCACAGAGGCCCUCAAAAGGUUAAAAGAUAAAGCAGGUGGGAAUAAGUUCUCAAAGGACUUUGAGGAGGGAAGCACAAAGCUGCAAGAAUUCGUGACGUUCCUGGAGGGCCAGAAAAAAGCAGGACCCCCGCUGCUGGAGGCACUGGGAAAUGCAGACAUCUUUUACGAGAUGCAGUACAAAGAGGUCAAAAUUGUUGCCAAUGCGUAUAAAGCUUUCGCCAAUCGUGUCAGUAGCUUGAAGCGAAAGCUGGACGCUCUGAAGGCCACAUUGCCCAGUCUGGAUGAAUCUCCCAUCCCCUCCCCCUCUGAAGACGCCCCAUCCCCCACCGGCUCAGAGUCGCCCUUCCAUGGCUUGAACUCCAGGAGCGGUUUGGGUGGUGGGGAUGGAAACGGAGGGAGAAGUUUGGAGCAACAGAAGGACAACAGAGAUAUAGAGGACAUGGACAUGUCUGAGGAAGAUGAAACCCCUGCAAAUGCUGGAAUUGUUGUUGACGAGAGGAAAGAGAAGUCAAGUCUUCCAUCUGCGUCCAAGAUUACAAAUGCUACAGCAACAAAAAGCGCUCAGAUCACCGCUUCUAAACCAUCUCAGAUUUUAGCAACUCCAACAAAGAUGGUGUCUGUGUCAUCGACCAAUCAAACGCCUACUGCAAACACCACACCCAUUACGACCACACCUGUACCUGCCCCGGUCGUUAGCCCCUCCCCCCUACAGGUGAACUUGGCCAAUGUGGAUCUGGGCAAGAUCAGCUCCAUUUUGAGCUCGCUCUCCAAUGCGAUGAAGACCACCGGUGUCAGUCCUGUGUCCCGUCGUUCCCCUGGCACACCUACUACACCCUCCAGCCUUGCCUCCUCCUCCAAAGCCCCUCCUUUGACCCCUGGCAACAUUGCCUCAUCAAACCCUCUGGCUAGCAUCUUGUCUAAAGUGGAUUUCUCCCCCGAAAACAUCCUGAAUGUUCUCACAAAAACACAGACUCACAGCCCCAACCUGCAGGGUUUGUCUUCUCUCCUUUCAUCAGCUCGUUCAGGCGCUCUCACCACUCCAGACCCUGUUCCAUCUUCAUCUGUCUCCUCUUCAUCUUCAGCUGUCACCACAGCUGCAGCAACCUCCACCACAACAACCCCGACAACUCCGAAGGCCCUAAAGCCCACAGGCAACAAUUUCAAGCGAGAGUCAGAGCGAGAGAAAGGGAGAGAGUGGGAAAAAGUAAAAGAGAGGGAAAGAGAAAAAGAAAGGGAACGAGAUAAAGAAAGAAAGAAAGAAUGUGAGACAGAGGCUGUGGUAUUGCCCAGCCUGGAGUCUAAGAUCAACAGUUUCCUCCAGGGCAAUCCUGGUUUCAGCGCUCUCGGACUUGGCUUGGAUGAUGUGGGCAGCAAUAGCCCUCUCCUCGUCGGUGGGGAUAACCUGGAUGGCACCCCUGUCCGAGAUGAGAGUGGUAGCACGCCCACCCAAGAUGAAAUUAUGGACUCACCCCAUGUACUCAGUGAGCCCCAGAGCGCAGGUUUGUCUGGAGGUCAUAACCUUUCACCUACAGCCUAUCACAGUGACCCCUGGGAUGCCGUGAUCACUCCACGAGAGGCUCUGGGAGAAAAUGAGCGGAAAGACCGGGAUUAUCGCACACCACCACCCUCACGACUUGCCGCCUUUAGCCCAAGUGCGACUAAACCGGUCAAGGCCACGGCUAAAACCAAAGAGGAAGACGGACUCAAGAGAAAAGUUGUUCCAUCAGCUGCCAUGGUGCAGGAUUCGAAAAUAAAGGCAAAGAUGGAUGGAGAGAAAAAUUUAUCAUCCCGCAAGGCAAGUGGAGGAUCCGACAAUGGGAUGAAAGACAAGGAAAGGAAAGCUUCAGCUGACAAUGGAGACCACUACCAUCGCAUUGAGACUCUUGUUUCUUCAUCCUCCAGUGAGGGAGCACCAAUCGAAACCCUUGAUUACGGCAACCGCAUCCAAACUGUGGAAAGCAUCCGCGUGGUUGGAAGAGGCCUGAGAAGAGGGAGCAGUGCGGGUUCUAGAGUGGGUGGUGCCUGGUAUGAAGAGGAGGAGUUUAUGGAAGCCCCGCCUCCACAUCACCCUGCAAGUCGCAGCCAUGAGAGUUCAGAGGAGUUGGGAUUGGUCCCUCCUCUUCCACUUCCUCCACCUCCUCCUCCUGCUCACCUUCCACCCCCUUUGCAAUAUCCACCUCCACCUUAUCCAAACGAAGACCCCAUACGACCUUCUCAUGCCAUUCCUCCGCACCAUCCUCCCCCUCCGUUUUUCCCCUCUUCCAUUCCCCCAGUCCCUCCACCCCUUCCUCCCAUUCCUCAAACCCCACCUCCUUCCAGAGACUUUCCCCUUUCCUCAAACUCCACUGUUAUGGUUGGUGGUGUCCUUGUACCUAUAGACAGAGUCCUACCCUACCCGCCUGCCAACUUCCAUCCUGAUGGAGCGGGGCAUGGAGGUAGCGGUGGUAAUGCCCCUCCGAGAAGCGGCAAACCUCAACUCCCUUCCUUGUUAGGAGACCCCCCUCGCACAGGCACGGUGAAAGAGCAGUUUGUCUUGCGCCAUACCCCACCUCUUCACCGGCCUGGCACCCCAGGUGUUCCUCCACCCCUCCUGGGCAGAAUUCGAGAGGGCCCCAGUCCCACACCACCAUCACCCUCUACCCCAACCACACCUACUCCUUCCUCCCCUGCUGGGGAACCCCAUUCCCAUUUGUCAGUCCCCAACCGCCCACCCCUCCACAACCCAAAUCAGAGACCCCACCGCCCUUCCUCCCCUCUGCCCCUCCUCCAGUUACCAAACCAGCAUCACACACGUCGUUCCCCACAGUUUCCCAGAGGUUCCUUGCCCCUUAACCGUGAACCCCUUCUACCUGGGACAAAGCGUCCUGCUGCUGGUUUCGGCAGCGGGCCUUUCAACCCUCCCAAAAGACCGUUCCUGCCCCCUCGAUAUUAGCAUCUCAAAAUGAGUGCUAAAUGCUCUCUGUACGACCUAAAAUAAGAAAUGUAGCAAGAUGCAUCUCCUGCUAAUCUCAGCGUGAGAGUUAUACUGCAUGUAAAUACACAUGCACCGACACGCCUUGCCCCAUGUUACAGCACUACUUUACUCAGUAAAAGAAGUUUUCAGAUACCCUAAAGAUGAACUAGGAGGAGGAGAAUAUGGAGAUCCAGAAACAUCCGUGGAAUAUGAAGGAAGGCAAAAGGUGGUUAUCCUGUUCAUUUGGUGUAAUGUGAGAGGGUGGUUGUGGAGUGUGUGUGAGUGGUGUAUGGAUGACUUGUAAGUAGAUAAGUUGAGAGUAGAUCUCUUUCCUUCCAGUAACUGUUCCUUCACUUCUCCACCUUAUAACACUUGCUUUUCUUUUUUCUUUUCUUUUUUUGAUGUAAAAUACUUGUUUAUGCUGUUGAGGAGUGACAGAUUUGUUUUUUUGUCUGUUAACCUGUUACUCUUUCAAAUUGUGUGCAAAGCCAGUGGAUUUCAACUUUUAUUCCUGAGUGAUUAAAUUAUUGACAAAGAUGUAAUGCUGGGCAACCAUAAUGGCUUGUAGUGAUUAAAAAAAAAAAUAGCCACUUAUCAACCUUCACCAAGAUGUGAAGAUUUAGGCUCACGCUGCGUACAGUAUAAGCUAACCAAGUGUUCAAGGCACAACUACUUGGUAGUUUUGCAGUGCUUUUCAAGAGUUCCUUUGCGCUUUUUUUUCUUGAUAGAGUUCUUACAUGUAUUCUGAUUAAUAAAAGCAUUGUGACAAGAAAUAUUAUUGAAAGGAAGGGGACUUUUCUUUACAGGUGGUCUCAUACUUUGUUCAAGAACAAAUGUACCAGGAUUAUUUUGUCGUUUUGUUUUCAAUUAAGAGCAAUUCUGUUCUUUCUUGCAAGUCUUCUAACUUCAUGAUGUCCAACAUGUUACGAGUUGAGGAAAUAGUUUGCUUUCAUUACUUUCAGUGUCCCACUGUGUCUGUUAAUCUUUCAAGUCAGUUCUUCGUCCCCGGGAUGUAAGAUAAUCACAGUUAGUUUAACCCUUUAUCAUGUACACACGAUUGAAAUGUGCGAGUUCCUGUCUUUUGUGUGCUACUCAAGCCACACUUUCAUGAGUUGCAUUUACAGAAUGUGAUAUCACAUGCACUGUUCGUAAAACGAAAGCAAACAGUACAUCUCUUCACAGCAAUGUCGAUGCACUGCUUUUCAACAAAAUGUCUGACAACUUAAAUGUGAAUAUAACAUGUACAUUGUUGUGGUUCAUUGUGUACGAAGAAAAAAAUCUUCCAAGUGCUGGCGUUGAAUAUUCGAA